This is a messenger RNA of Dovyalis caffra, 192 nucleotides long. The record is from the annotation of a GenBank genome assembly. NCBI's taxonomy places the organism in Eukaryota, Viridiplantae, Streptophyta, Magnoliopsida, Malpighiales, Salicaceae.
AUGGAAAGAGGAGUCAGUGAAAAAGAAGAUGAUAAUGAGCGAAAACUCAAAGCAAUUCUCUUUCAUCAGGUUGAAGAUAUACCAAAUCAAGCUCCUAAUAUUUUGGAGCAAACGAAAAUGGAGAAGCCAUGCAUAUCCAGUACUUCGCACCAUGGCUCAUAUUGGCUUGGAUCAUGCCAAGUGUCAGGAUGA